GCCUAUAAAUACAGAUAGCCUACCCUCUCUCUCGAUUAAUGCUAGCUAACCGCAGCCAUAGCUAGCUUCUUCUUCUUCUUCUUAGAGAGAGAGGCUAGAGAGGAGAAUGGGGAAGCUGGUGAGCAAGAGCUGGCAGGAGUCGAAGCUGCUGUGGCACAUCGCCUUCCCGGCCAUCCUCACGGCCGUCUUCCAGUUCUCCAUCGGCUUCGUCACCGUCGGCUUCGUCGGACACAUCGGCCAGGUCGAGCUCGCCGCCGUCACCGUCGUCGAGAACGUCAUCGAGGGCUUCGCCUACGGCGUCCUGCUGGGCAUGGGGAGCGCGCUGGAGACGCUGUGCGGGCAGGCGGUGGGCGCCGGGCAGGUGGAGAUGCUGGGCGUCUACAUCCAGCGCUCCUGGCUCAUCUGCAUCGCCACCGCGGCGGCGCUCGCGCCGACCUACGUCUUCACGGCGGGGAUCCUGCGCGGGCUCCGGCAGCCGGGCGACAUCGCCGACGUCGCCGGGCGGUACACCCGGUGGGUGAUCCCGCAGCUGUUCGCCUACGCCGCCAACUUCCCGCUCCAGAAGUUCUUCCAGUCGCAGAGCAAGGUCUGGGCCAUGACCUUCAUCUCCGGCGCCGCCCUCGCCCUCCACGUCGUCCUCAACUACGUCUUCCUCACCCGCCUCGGCCACGGCCUCGUCGCCGCCGCCCUCGUCGGCAACCUCACUUGGUGGCUCAUCAUCCUCGCGCAGUUCGCCUACCUCGUCUCCGGCUGCUUCCCGGACGCCUGGAAGGGCUUCUCCAUGCUCGCCUUCAAAAACCUCACCGCCUUCGUCAAGCUCUCGCUCGCCUCCGCCGUCAUGCUCUGCUUGGAGCUGUGGUACUACACAGCAGUGCUCAUCCUUGUCGGCCUCCUGAAGAAUGCCAAGCUCCAGGUUGACGUCAUGUCUGUUUGCAUCAAUUACCAGCUCUGGACCUUGAUGGUUGCACUGGGCUUCAAUGCAGCAGUCAGCGUGAGGGUGUCGAACGAGCUGGGGGCGAACCGGCCAAAGGCGGCCAAGUUCGCGGUGGCGAUGGCGGUGUCGACGUCGGCGUUCAUCGGCGCCAUCUUCAUGGCCGUGUUCUUCAUCUGGCGGAAGCAGCUGCCGCGCUUCUUCAGCGACGACGCCGACGUGCUCCGGGAGGCCGCCAAGCUCGGCUUCCUCCUCGCGGGGACCAUCUUCCUCAACAGCAUCCAGCCCGUCCUCUCAGGUGUGGCGAUAGGAGCAGGGUGGCAGUCGCUGGUGGCGUUCAUAAACAUAGGCUGCUACUACCUCGUUGGCAUCCCACUGGGAGUCCUCUUUGGCUUCAAGCUCAAGCUCAAUGCAAUGGGGAUUUGGGUGGGUAUGUCACUUGGCACGCUGCUUCAGACAGCUAUACUCGCCUUCAUUUCCUUCAGAACCAAAUGGGAGAGACAGGCCAUGCUGGCAGAGGAGAGGAUCAGAGAGUGGGGAGGAAGGAACGACGACGCGCUGCCGUCCACGACAUCGACGGCUGAUAAUGAAAACAAUGUAGAUAGAUGAUCUCAUCAGAUUGGUUAAUUAAUCCCCCUCUGCAAAUUGAUUAACUUGCAGCUAGCUAAUAGUAGAGUUAUUUAUACAUACACACACAAAGAGAUACAAGAUCAAUAGGAUUGUAGCAGAAUUAUUUUUGUACAGAUUCAUACGUAGAGAUUGGGGCUCCAUCGGUUUUAUAGGUGCUCAACCUCAGUACAGCUGCUUGGAUUUCGUUUGUCUUGCCUUUCUUUUCUUCCUUUUUCGUUGGAAGAUCAGAUGGACAUUAUUGUACUACUGAGGUUAAUUUUCACUUUUUAAGUGAUCUCUCUGAGCUCCCUAAUUUCAAACUUCUAUUCAUUUGGAAA
Messenger RNA from Oryza brachyantha (malo sina), 1878 nucleotides. Its product is annotated as protein DETOXIFICATION 33. Gene Ontology annotation, biological process: xenobiotic detoxification by transmembrane export across the plasma membrane. Bases 107 to 1540 code for a protein of 477 amino acids. The transcript has 8 exons. The record is from RefSeq and is a predicted model, not a curated record. NCBI's taxonomy places the organism in Eukaryota, Viridiplantae, Streptophyta, Magnoliopsida, Poales, Poaceae. Gene Ontology annotation, cellular component: membrane. Gene Ontology annotation, molecular function: xenobiotic transmembrane transporter activity; antiporter activity.